AUGGCUGGAUUUAUUCAAGACAAAGGCCAGCUGAUUGGUGUUGUACCCGCUAUGAUAUUCAUGGACAAUAUCGGACGCCGCAAUCUGGCGAUUUGGGGGGCUGUCGGUAUGGGAAUUGCUCAUGUCAUCAUGGCGGCCCUAUAUGGCAGCUUUGGCAAUUCCUGGCCCGAUCACGUCUCUGCCGGCUGGGCUUGCGUAACAUUCGUGUAUAUUUAUGUUAUUGUCUUCGGUCUCACCUACGGACCUCUAAUCUGGACAUUGCCCUCAGAAGUGUUCACUAAUGUCUAUCGAGCAAAGGGUGUGGGAUUUGCGGUCGCCGUCAGUUGGUUAUGCAACUUCAUCAUUGGCGUUGUCGUACCACCAAUGAUCGAGAGUAUCACGUACGGAACGUUCAUCUUUUUCGCCGCAUUCUGUGCCCUUGGGGCGGUUUUCAGCUUUUAUCUGGUGCCUGAAACGGCCAACAAGACUUUGGAGGAGCUAGACUCGGAUGCUAUUUUCAAGUAA
Molecule: messenger RNA, 504 nt
Organism: Phaeoacremonium minimum UCRPA7
Lineage: Eukaryota; Fungi; Ascomycota; Sordariomycetes; Togniniales; Togniniaceae
Product: putative mfs monosaccharide protein
Exons: 4
Coding region: 1-504 (167 amino acids)
Biological process (GO): transmembrane transport; carbohydrate transport
Cellular component (GO): membrane
Molecular function (GO): carbohydrate:proton symporter activity
Source: RefSeq, a predicted model, not a curated record